This is a messenger RNA of Paramecium pentaurelia, 651 nucleotides long. Lineage: Eukaryota; Ciliophora; Oligohymenophorea; Peniculida; Parameciidae. The record is from the annotation of a GenBank genome assembly.
AUGAUUCUAACUGGUAGAAGAAAAUCGGAAAAAAUACUCUCAAAAUCAUUAAGACCUUCCUUAUUUUUAAAUGAAUUCGAUUUAUCAUCUAUGCUCUAAACAUCUUCAGUGAAAACAGAAGGUAAUAUUAAAUCUGUCUCAAAAACAGAAGCAUAACCAAUUCAAAGUUCAUUAAGUGUGAUUCCUGAAAACCCCACUUUUUCAAUGUUACCCCAAAUAGAAGAGAAAUUUGUUCUAAAAUCCAAAGAAGUUAUUUUUUCUAAAGAAAAAAGAGAAUCAAAACUUUUAAAAAACCUGGCUUCUGAAUAAUUAUUACAAUAAUCAAAGCUUGAUCUUAAGUUGCCACUUAUAUAGCAAAGUCCAUAAAUUAAGUCAUUGCCUAGGCAUUCUAGAUAAUUUACUAAUGAAGAUCUUAAAAAAGUUGAAUUUAGACCCUCAAUUAUGGUUAUUGACUUUAUAAAUAAUAUUGUNAGCUUUUGCUCUAUUUUACUCCAAACUUAUAAGGAAAGUCAUUCCCUAUUCCACUUUUAUUAUUGUAAAUUGGGCAUAAACAAUUAUUUAUAUUCAAUAUUUACUUUAACUUUUGUCAAAAUACAAGAGAUACACUCUCCAAUAUAUUGUGUUUAAAGAAAAAUUUUUUUUGAAGUGUGA